GGCUCCAGCCCCUGGGGGAGCGGGGAGCGGGGAGCAGGGAGCAUGCGGGCCUCCUGCGUGGCGCUGACCGCCGCCCUGCUUCUGGUCGCCUACUACAUCUACAUCCCCUUGCCCAGCACCAUCUCCAACCCCUGGAAGCUGAUGCUGCUCGAUGCCACUUUCAGGACCGCGCAGCAACUGAGCAACUGGAUUCACUUUAUAGGACUCAGCCAUCAUCUACUGGCUUUGAAUUUUAUAAUCACUUCCUUUGGCAACAAAAAUGCUUGGUCUUCCACACAUCUUAAAGUUACUGAUACAGUCUUUGAUGGAGUAGAAGUCAGAGUCUUUGAAGCUUCUCCAAAGCCCGGCGAGACACUAAAGCGUGGUGUAAUUUUCAUCCAUGGAGGAGGAUGGGCCUUGGCAAGUGCAAAAAUUCGAUAUUAUGAUCAGCUGUGUGCAACAAUGGCAGAAGAACUGAAUGCUGUAAUCGUCUCAAUUGAAUACAGACUAGUCCCUGAGGUUCAUUUCCCGGAGCAAGUCUAUGAUGUAGAACGUGCAACAAAAUACUUCCUGGGGUCAGAUGUCCUGGAGAAGUAUUCUGCUGAUCCACAGAGAAUUGCGGUUUCUGGUGAUAGUGCGGGAGGAAAUUUGGCUGCCGCGUUGUGUCAACAGUUCAAUCGAGAUGAGAGCUUACGAAACAAAAUCAAGCUACAGGCUCUAAUUUAUCCAGUGCUCCAGGCCUUAGACUUUAACACCCCCUCAUACCAAGAAAAUGCAAAUGUCCCCAUCCUGCCUCGCUUUGUCAUGGUGAAGUAUUGGUUAGACUACUUCAAUGGUAAUCAGAACUUUGCCCAGGCCAUGAUGGUCAACAAUCACACUUCCCUAGACGUGGCACAGGCUGCUUCUUUCAGAGCCCGUCUCAACUGGACUUCUCUUUUGCCUCCAACAAUUACAAAGAACUACAAACCUGUGACGCCAACGGUGGGAAACCCCCAGGUCACUGAGGCGAUACCCCAGUUGCUGGAUCCUCGCUCCGCUCCCCUCAUAGCAGAAGAAGAAGUCCUGCAGCACCUGCCGAAGACUUACAUCCUGACGUGUGAAUUUGAUGUCCUCAGAGAUGAUGGGAUCAUGUAUGCGAAACGCUUAGAGAGGGCAGGCGUUGAUGUGACGCUGGACCACUUUGAGGAUGGCUUCCACGGCUGCAUGAUUUUCACCACCUGGCCCACUGAUUUUUCAGUGGGAAUUAGGACUAGGAAUAGUUAUCUGAAGUGGCUCAACCAAAACCUGUAGUGAGAAAUGAGUCUCUGGAGGAACAAAUAAGUCCAAACUACAGCAACAUCAUGCCCUUCUAUGCAAUCUAACUUUUUUUUCUUCCCCCGUCCCUUAAAGUUGUGUGGCUUAUUUGCUAGAGGCUUUGUGUUUACUGAUUUGCUCAGUGAGCCUGACUAAACUUAUUCAGUACAGACAUUUGCGCACCUCAUACAACUGUGCUGGGUCAUCUUCCUUUGACAUGCUACACAAAUUGACUCCAAGGUCCUAAAGUGCUAAGUGAUCUUUUAAAAGCACUGAAUUAUUUUUCGCAAUUCAGUUAUCAAGAGUAGUAAGUCAGAGCCAAACCCUACACCUGAAAAUACCAUGUUUAUGUCUUAGAACUUUAAAAGAAAAUCAAGUCACUUAGUGUAACUUAUCGUCAAAUGCAAAGGAACUAGAAGGUGCCCCUGAAAUUUCAACCUUGCACCCCAAAAUGCAUGCCUGAACAGUUUGUGUUCCUAAAGGUGUCAGGCAAAGGCAUGCGGGUAAGCACUGGUUCGCAAAAGGGCCUCACUACCAUGGCACAGCUACUACUCUGAAGUAAUUAAAGUCUAUUAAAACCACUGUUUAAGAAAAUAUGAAAACUACUAAAACUUGCAGUAGACACUUGUUCAUAGCACUACAAAUUUUGUUGUUCAUUGUGUGUUACCGUAGAGGCAGGUUAUCUUGUUUUUGUUUUUUGGAUUCUGGGAUUUUUUUUUUGUUCUUUUUAUUAUUUUAGAAUAAAUCUAUUUCGUUUCAGAAUAGACAAUCCCCCUCUUGGAAAAAUUAAUUUCAGGCCUACCCUAAAAUGUAUAAUGUCAUUUAUAUAUAUGUAUAUACAAAUUAGAUAUAUAUAUAUAUAUACACACACACAUUAGAUACAGAUAGAUGACUAAUGCGCAUUUAGUUUAAAUUUAUGACAGUAUAAGAUUAAAUGAUAAUUGCUCUUUAAAUGAGAUGUUUUUGGUAUUGAGCUAAAAAAACUUAUAGACUAUUA
Ornithorhynchus anatinus (platypus) is the source of this 2269-nucleotide messenger RNA. It is a transcript of the gene NCEH1, whose product is annotated as neutral cholesterol ester hydrolase 1. The record is from RefSeq and is a predicted model, not a curated record. Gene Ontology annotation, cellular component: membrane. The transcript has 5 exons. The coding region runs from base 43 to 1269 and encodes 408 amino acids. NCBI's taxonomy places the organism in Eukaryota, Metazoa, Chordata, Mammalia, Monotremata, Ornithorhynchidae. Gene Ontology annotation, molecular function: carboxylic ester hydrolase activity.